AUUGCAAAUUGCAAUUAUUUUGAAUCUUGGUUGGUUUGUGACUUGUGAUAUCGGUGACCGGUGCAAGUUUUUUUUAUUUAUUAAUUACUAAGAAUUUUGCAAUCGUAUUCACAAUAAAUUAAAUAUUUAACAUUGGAUACACGAUACAGUGAACACUACUAACUGAAAGUAGUACAGAUUUUUAACAUUCCACUGUUUGUAACUUUGUAGCCGGCAUUUUGUAGUAACAUCAAAAUGACUAGCAAAAAUUGUCCUUUCAACGAUGUUCAAUUUCUUGAGCAAAUGAAAAAGUUUAUAGACCAAUGCAAGACGAACCCAAUGAUCUUGCAUCAUCCUGAAUUAUCGUUUUUUAAAGAUUAUCUUGUAUCACUUGGUGUUACGCCCUAUGCUGCUUUUGAUGCCAAAAGUUUCACCGCUUCAGGAGAUGGUCAUAAGCCCAGUACUGAUGACAAUGCAGCUGAUAAUAGGCCAGAAUCUCCUGAUUCAGAUCUAUCCGACUAUGAAUCUGAUGUUGAACUAGAUAUGGAAGGUGUUAUGGAAGGAGAUCCAACUGAAGCUGUACAAGAUAUGGGGGACCUCUCAAAAGAAGUUACAGAUGUGGAUAGGGAUAAUUCAGAUGAAAAGCGUUCUGCAGCUAUGAGAGCAUUUUCUGAGCAGAAAUAUGAAGAUGCAAUUACUUUGUACACAGAAGCUAUUAAGCUGAAUCCACAAAGUGCAUUGCUGUUUGCUAAAAGAGGUCAAGUUUUUCUAAAGCUCAAUAAAUUAUAUGCAUGUAUCAAAGACUGUUCUCAUGCACUUGAGCUGAACUGUGACAGUGCUGCAGCUUAUAAGUUCCGCGGAAGAGCAUACAGAUUAUUGGGCAAAUUUGAAGAAGCAUCACAUGACUUAUGUGAGUCCCUGAAGAUUGACUAUGACGACCAAACAAAUGAAUGGCUGAAUGAAGUUAAACCCAAUGCUGAGAAGUUGCGUCAGCAUAGACUUAGUGUUCAACGAAAGAAGGAAGAGAAGGAGCAUUCUGAGAAAUUACAAAGUGCUCGCAAGGCCCAAGAGGCCCGGGCCCAAGCUGCUCGGGAACAGUCACAAGCCAAUGAUUCGACCCCUAAGUUCACUGGAGGCUUUCCAGCGGGGAUGUCCAUAAACCCACAAGAUUUCAUAAACCUUAUGGCUGAGCACCCGGACCUGAUAAACACUAUUGCGGACCCCGAGGUGUCUCGUGCAUUCAUGGAUGUAUCUCAAAAUCCAGAAAAUUUUGUUAAAUAUGAGAACAACCCAAAGGUUAUGGCUGUUGUGGACUUAUUCAGAAAGAAAUUCCCUGGUAAAAUGCCGUUCGAGUUUGGUGCUAGUUCAGGAGCCAACCAACCAACAGGCGCCGGGCCGAAGACGGACGAUGAUGUGGAGUUGGAUUAAAUAUAUUACUGAUGAUUCAAUGACCAUCAAAAUUGGAAAUUUUUAAGUAAUGCCAAAUUAUCUUACAUAUUCUGCCAUUAUUAUAACUCACUUUAAAUAUCCCAGGAUUAACGUCUUGAGCUUUUUGUUAAUUAUUACCUCUUCGGAAGUGUAAUAGGGUUGCUUGAUAAAAUAAUUAAGUUAUAAAAAUUGUAAUACCACAUCAUUUACAAGAUACUGAAUGGUGGGUUUGUCACUAUUUUUUAUUGAAACUUGGGAACUCAAAGGUGGAUUUACAGAGAUAUAUAUUAUGCACCUUAUAGGGUGUGGGUCCCACAUGUUAAAAUUUAUUGAGAAAUUCUCACUUUUAAAAUUGGAGGGUAUUUCAGAGCUUCAACUAUCCAAACCUUUGUUUUUCAAUUGCUUUAAGUAUAUAUUAUAUCUUAGUUAAUAUAUAUAUAAAUAGACUGCAAAAUUUUAAGAUUUAUAUAUUGUAAAUUAUUGUUAAAAUACGUAAUAUUUAGCACUCUACGUAUUAAAAGCAUUUAUUUUGUGUCAUGGAACUUUCAACAUAUUGUUUUAUACACUACUUACAUUAUAACCAAUAAUUAUAUUUUAGUUUUAUAUUUUCGAGUUGUUAUUGGAAUUAAAUUCAACAAUAAAAAGAUAUGUGUUUAGUCACUUUAGAUUUAUGUUACUCAAGAAAUAAAAUAUUCACUGCAAA
Leptidea sinapis is the source of this 2110-nucleotide messenger RNA. RefSeq names its product putative protein FAM10A4. NCBI's taxonomy places the organism in Eukaryota, Metazoa, Arthropoda, Insecta, Lepidoptera, Pieridae. Gene Ontology annotation, molecular function: protein dimerization activity; Hsp70 protein binding. The transcript is spliced from 8 exons. The coding region runs from base 235 to 1407 and encodes 390 amino acids. The record is from RefSeq and is a predicted model, not a curated record.